AUGUCAACACCACCAGACCUUGCUGCUGCAACAGCCACUUGCAGCGCAUAUGAUCCCGAGUGCAUCGGCCAAGGGCAAAAAAUCCUCUUUUUCACAGCUUUUGCUCUAAUAGCUGUGGGAUUUUCUGGUCACUUAGUCUCUGUACCACAAUUCAUGGCUGACCAGGACUCACACUCAAACCGUAGAGACAGCAGCCUCCGUCACUUGGUCAUAAGCUUUAUGGUGAUCCACGUCCCUAUAGUGGGAGCUUUUGCUAUUUAUUAUAUAAAGCCUUGGUCAAUGAGGUAUGGCAUCCCUGCCAUAUGUACCUUGGUAGCAACACUUAUUUUCUUGACUGGUUCGUGCUCAUAUCGCACUUAUAGACCAUACGGCAGCCCUCUCACUGUUCUGUUUAGGGUCUUUGUGGCCUCUGCCUCCAAAAUUUUCCAGAAACACCCCAGAGACUCCUCUCAUCUCUACGAGAGACGUGAUGAUUAUUACUUGAUACCUCACACUCGUCGCCUCAGGUGCCUAGACAAGGCUGCAAUCAUAUUAGCCACCCAACCUCUACAGCAACAAGAAAAUAAUAGUUGGAGACUUUGCCGAGUCACAGAAGUGGAAGAAACCAAAAGCGUCCUAUGCAUGAUUCCCAUAUGCAUGACACUUAUCCUAAUUGGUGUUGUAUCUUCAAUUGGAACUAGUUUCUGCAUUGAACAAGCAACCCACAUGAAUCACGAAGUUGGGCGCAUAACAGUUCCUCUUCCAAUCUUAGUAUGGUUCUAUACUCUUGCCAAACAACUAUUUGGAAAACUUAACUUCCAAAUUGCAGAACUAACAAGGUAUGGUCCCCGAAUUGGAAUUGCCGUGUCAAUGAUUUUUGGAAUUCUAUGCUCAAUCACAGCUGCAAAAGUGGAGACACGAAGGCUGGGCGUGGUUAAGAGCCACGGUCUAAUCAACAAGCCUGAGGAAACUGUUCCCAUGAGCAUGUUUUGGUUGCUUCCACAGUUUCUUCUCCUCGGAGGCCUUGAAGGGAUUGCAGAAAGUAGCAUUGAUUCGUUCUUAGUUAAGCAAGUCCCUCCAUCCAUUGAUCCGUGCAUGGUUCGGUUUUGUGUUGCUUUUUUGGGAGUGGGGAGUAUAGGCGGUGUCUUGUCUGUUUAUGUAGUGGGUGAGAUAAGUGGACAGGGAGGGAAACCCAGUUGGUUCCAAGACACCCUAAACAAGAGUCGCUUGGAUAAUUAUUACUGGACCUUGGCUGCAUUGUCCGCAGCUAAUCUUGUUCUCUAUGUUUUGGUGAGCUUUUGGUAUGCUUACAAGGAUUCCAGGUUGGAGGAUUAUGAAACUGCUGAGCUAUUUGAUGAGGAUCAUGUGCAACUCAUUUGA
Prunus armeniaca (apricot) is the source of this 1359-nucleotide messenger RNA. The record is from the annotation of a GenBank genome assembly. Lineage: Eukaryota; Viridiplantae; Streptophyta; Magnoliopsida; Rosales; Rosaceae.